AUGCUCAGUGCUAAGAAACUCAUCAAGAUGGCCAGGAAAUGGCAGAAGUUUGCACGCAUGCAGAGGAAGAGGAUUUCACUUCCGAGAAAUGGCAAUGAUGUAGACGGUUGUAGUACAUCUUCAUCCUUUAUAGCCGGAAAAGGACAGUUUGUAGUGUAUACAACUGAUAAAAGGCGCUUUGUGAUUCCAUUGGCUUAUCUGGAAAAUGAGGUCAUUUUGCAACUUUUAAAUAUGUCUGAAGAAGAGUUUGGGCUGCCCAGUGGCGGCCCUAUUACAUUACUGUGUAAUUCAGCCUUCAUGGAGUACAUCAUUUCACUAAUCAAGAAAGAUGCAGCUGCUGGAGAUCUUCGUAAAGCAUUGCUCCUCUCAGUUAAUUCAUGUUGCUGUUCAACUUCUUUGCACCAAGAAUGGGGAAAUCAGCAGCUCCUUGUUUAUUAG
Nicotiana tabacum (common tobacco) is the source of this 438-nucleotide messenger RNA. RefSeq names its product auxin-responsive protein SAUR64-like. NCBI's taxonomy places the organism in Eukaryota, Viridiplantae, Streptophyta, Magnoliopsida, Solanales, Solanaceae. Gene Ontology annotation, biological process: response to auxin. The record is from RefSeq and is a predicted model, not a curated record.